CUCGAGCAAAGCUCAGCCUCACACAGCCUCUCCUCUCGAGCUAGAGUGCUACUAGCUUAGAAGAAGCAGAAGCUUACAGCUGAAGCUGCAGCAAUGGCGAAAUCUUACACCUUACUGUUCGUCGCACUGGUCGUUCUGGCCCUUCUAGUGAGCCCCAUUGCUUGCUCCCGCAAGCUCGCCAAGCCGAACAAGCCCAAGCCGACCCACAAGCCGGCGGCCAGGGUCACGCCCGGCAGCAACCACACCGAUAUCCCUGCAGUGUCCGCCGCCUACGGCUCCGGCGGCUGGUUGUCUGCCGGCGCGACGUACUACGGCGCCCCAAACGGCGACGGCAGUGACGGCGGUGCGUGCGGGUACCAGACCGCCGUCGGGCAGCGCCCCUUCUCGUCGAUGAUCGCGGCCGGGAGCCCGUCCCUGUUCAAGGGAGGCAAGGGCUGCGGCGCCUGCUACGAGGUUAAAUGCGACAGCAACCCGGCAUGCUCCGGCCAGCCGGCCACCGUGGUCAUCACCGACGAGUGCCCCGGCGGUGUCUGCCUCGCAGAGGCGGCUCACUUCGACAUGAGCGGCACCUCCAUGGGCGCCAUGGCGAAGCCCGGCAUGGCCGACAGGCUUCGCUCCGCCGGCAUCCUCAAGAUCCAGUACAAGAGGGUGCCGUGCAAGUACAGCGGCGUGAACAUCGCCUUCCGGGUGGACCAGGGAUCCAACCCGUUCUACUUGGAGGUGCUCAUCGAGUUCGAGGACGGCGACGGCGACCUCAGCGCCGUCCACCUCAUGGAGGCCGGGUGCGGCACGUGGACCCCGAUGGUGCAGAACUGGGGCGCGCUCUGGCGCUACAACUCCAACACCGGCAAGGCGCUGAAGGCGCCCUUCUCGCUCCGGCUGACCUCCGACUCCGGCAGGGUGCUCGUUGCCAACAACGUCAUCCCCGCCGGCUGGAACCCCGGAGCCACGUACCGCUCCUUGGUGAACUACUCCUGAUUGAUGAACUGCGGCAGCGGUUCGGUUCUCCGCCCCCCAUUGCAUGCGCUUGGCUGGAUUAUUAUGCGUGGCCAAGAAGUGCUUUCCAGGGUGCGUGGUGUUUAAAGAACGAGUCUCGAGUUUGUUUUCUGAGAAGAAGAAGAAAAUGUCUGUUCGGGUGUCCGCGAGAGGCGGUGUAAGAAGAGGAGGAGGAGGACAAGAAGGUUAAGGAGCCGUGCGUUCUUCACUCCCUCCACGGUCUCUGCAGUCACCUAGUGAUGUGUGUAGUGGUCGGUGUCGGUUUCUUUUUCGUUGUGAUGGCUCAGGACAGGAGUUGGGCGUUGUAUCAGUCUCUGUGUGUGUGCGUAGUUUUCUGUACCACGCAAUCCUUUCAGAGAAUUGAGUUCCUGCUUUCUUGUUUCACCGUGAGCGCACUCCAAAUAAGCUCCAAUGACUACUGAACCAGCACCAGCUAUUAGCUGCAUACUAGCUCUACUCUUGGGAAAACUGAAUCGUUGGAGACAAUAAAACGUAUAGUCUGCCACUGCCAUGUAUGUACUCC
Molecule: messenger RNA, 1519 nt
Organism: Zea mays
Lineage: Eukaryota; Viridiplantae; Streptophyta; Magnoliopsida; Poales; Poaceae
Exons: 4
Coding region: 94-978 (294 amino acids)
Biological process (GO): sexual reproduction
Cellular component (GO): extracellular region
Source: RefSeq, marked provisional